AUGGAUCCCAAACACGCUGCACAGAAGUGGUUGAGUGCGUUUGCUACUGCCGCUUCCCAAGGGGAUGUCGCUGCCCUCUUACAGUCUGUCCUCCCUCACGGAUGGUUUCGCGAUGCCCUCGUCUUUACUUGGAACACCCGUUCGCUGGAAGGACAUGACAAGAUUGCCGCGUAUCUCACUGACAAACUUACCUCGGCCCAGCUCUCGAACUUCGAACUUGAUGAGGAGCCUGGUCUAUGCCCCGAGCUCCUCUUUGGUGUGGGUGUCGGAACAGGUUUCAAGUUCGACCUUCCGAAUUGGCGAGGCCACGGAUACGUACGUCUGCUCCCCGACGAAGCGACGGGUGAGCUCAAAGCCAUUUCGCUCUACGUAUCGCGCGACAGCAUCAAAGGUCACGAAGAGAUUGGGCGUGAGCUGGGGAUCUUCAACAAUCAUACACUUUCCUGGCAUGAGAUCAACGCGUCUAGGCGUGCGGCGAUCGAGAAGGAUCCCUAUGUGAUCAUCAUUGGUGCUGGCCAGGCAGGGCUACAGGUUGCAGCUCGCCUGAAACAGCUUGAUGUUCCAGCUCUCAUUGUAGAGAAGCACAAAGCUGUAGGCGACCAAUGGCGAGCCCGCUACCCAACGCUAUCCAUCCAUACCAUCCGUCGCCAUCAUGAAUAUCUCUAUGCUCCGUAUCCUGAAACUUGGCCUGAGUUCACUCCCAGGGAGAAGAUUGCUGACUGGAUGCAGUACUAUGCAGUAUCGCAGGAUCUCGUUGUAUGGACGAGCUCCUACAUCAUACCUACGCCAUCUUACGACUCUCAGUCCAAGAAGUGGACAUUAAUCGUGGAUAAAAAUGGCGAGCAGGUAGAGCUGCACCCCUCCCACAUUAUUUCCGCAAUUGGAGCUCAAGGCCCUCCCAAUAUGCCAGAGGUCGCCGACAAAGACGUUUUCAAGGGUGAAGUAAUUCAUUCGAGCAGCUACAAUGGCGGGGAACCCUACGCAGGGAAGCACGCAAUCGUUAUUGGCGCGAGCCAGUCUUCUGCGGACAUUUGUCAGGAUCUGGCCUACCGUGGUGCGGCAUCCGUCACCAUGGUGGAGCGCGGGUCAACUACUGUUGCAUCCUCGAAGAAGGUGAUGGAGGAUUUGUACGAAUUCUGGCCGAGCGGUGUCUCAACCCCAAACUGCGACUUCAAGUUGUUCUCCAUGCCGAUGAACCUUUAUCGGAAAAUCUUGCAGCCGCGCGAGGCCGAGUUUUGGGAGCGGGACAAAGACUUGGUCGACAUACUCAAGAACAAUGGCAUGGCCUUAACUAUGGGGACAGACGGGUCGGGCUAUCACCCUUUGGUUUUCGAACGAUUAGGAGGAUACUGGUGGGACGUAGGGCUGUCCGCGUUCAUUGAGAGUGGUCAGGUCAAGAUCAAGCAAGGCGUUCUGAUUGAACGAUACACCGAGCAUGGUGUGGUCUUCACAGAUGGCUCGGAACUUCAGGCGGAUUUAGUUGUUUUCGCCACUGGUUUCGGUGAUCCACGGGUCAAUCUUAAGGAGACAUUCAGCGCCGAAGUUAUUGACCGGACGAAUCCAGUGUGGGGUCUGGACCAUGAAGGGGAGAUCUGGGGGUCCUAUCGGCCUACAGGUCAUCCAGGCUUCUGGUAUGCGGCAGGAGAUUUCUCCGCCGCCCGUGCCUUGACCAAACAGCUGGGUUUGCAAUUGCAGGCAAGGCAGCUGGGUCUGGUUUCCGAUGAUAGUUGA
Fibroporia radiculosa is the source of this 1731-nucleotide messenger RNA. RefSeq lists its product as uncharacterized. Gene Ontology annotation, molecular function: monooxygenase activity; flavin adenine dinucleotide binding. The transcript is spliced from 8 exons. The coding region runs from base 1 to 1731 and encodes 576 amino acids. Lineage: Eukaryota; Fungi; Basidiomycota; Agaricomycetes; Polyporales; Fibroporiaceae. The record is from RefSeq and is a predicted model, not a curated record.